This is a messenger RNA of Oppiella nova, 744 nucleotides long. The record is from the annotation of a GenBank genome assembly. NCBI's taxonomy places the organism in Eukaryota, Metazoa, Arthropoda, Arachnida, Sarcoptiformes, Oppiidae.
AUGGCGGCUGAAAACCAAUACCGGCCCCCAAUGGUUGUCCACUUAAGGCGGACAUGGAGUCUGUUGGCAGCCGUGGUGUCAGCCCUGGGUGUGGUAUCGGUGCUCAUUUGUGUCAUAUAUUUUUUGCUGGUAUUCCCGGUAGCCGUGGGUACGACUGUAUUGGGCUAUCAGAUACUGUUCGGCCUAUUCAUGGCUUAUACGACAAACUUUGUGUUUCUCAUACCUGUGUCCACAUCCGUGUGCGCUCUCCGGCGGUUAGGUCUGUCCCUCUCGUACGCCAUAAUAAUUAGCGGCCUAUUAGUGAAAGUGUUAAACACGUGGCGACUAAUGGUCAUCAAAAACCAAUCACAACCCCUACGGCUGUCCUCCCCUACGGCACUGGUGUUCAUAUCGGGGGGACUGGUAUUCCUGCAGCUCAUACUCACCACAAUAUGGCUGUUCAGUUACGCCCCACACCCGGGCCUAUACGACGGCCUCUGGAAGUGUUCGCCAAACAAGUCGUUUGUUUUGUGGGACUCAGAGAUAAUUGUCUCACUUUUAUAUGUCAUUCAAUUACUACUCAUUACCCUAUUCUUCGCCGCCCUUACCUUCAAGUGCUACGACCAGAACCGGGAGCCCAGGUUUAUCAUGGCCUGUGCCCUGUGCACCAUUGCUGUCUGGGUCACCUGGCUCAUUGUCGAGUCGGGCAAUGCCGACCCCUCCCUGUCCAUAGUCUGUGCCAAUUCAGUGAACGCCUCACUCGUC